Sceloporus undulatus (fence lizard) is the source of this 732-nucleotide messenger RNA. Its product is annotated as probable E3 ubiquitin-protein ligase HERC1. The transcript has 3 exons. Lineage: Eukaryota; Metazoa; Chordata; Lepidosauria; Squamata; Phrynosomatidae. The record is from RefSeq and is a predicted model, not a curated record. The coding region runs from base 141 to 707 and encodes 188 amino acids.
UCAUCCAGUGUCUGAAACGUAAGAAUGUCAGAAGGGUUGUGCAAGAGCAAGCUGAGCAUUUUCAUCCAAUGUCUUGUUUCUCCAUUUGAUAAGGUGGUGCAGGUGAGCUUCAUCAGUAGUAGUCUUUUCUUCAGUGACAUAUGCGUAAGUAUCUCUCUGUGUCCAGCAAAAAGGGAAAAGGUUCAAUUUUUUUUCCAGAACUGGAUCAGCAAACAGAAGAAAAUGACCAAACUCAGCAGGCCCAGACACCUGUGACAACAAGCCCUUCUGCCUCAAGCACCACGUCUUUCAUGAGCAGCUCUCUGGAAGAUACCACAACGGCCACCACUCCGGUGACUGAUACUGAAACCGUACCUGCCUCUGAGUCACCUGGCGUUUUGCCUCUGAGCCUUCUGAGGCAAAUGUUCUCCAGCUACCCAACUACUACCGUCCUUCCAACAAGACGUGCUCAGACACCUCCGAUAUCCUCUCUGCCUACCUCUCCCUCGGAUGAAGUGGGAAGGAGGCAAUCUCUCACCUCUCCUGACUCUCAGUCCGCAAGACCUACCAAUCGUACAGCAUUGUCGGAUCCCAGCAGCCGCCUUUCGACUUCCCCACCUCCCCCUGCUAUUGCUGUGCCGUUGCUAGAAAUGGGGUUCUCCCUUCGGCAGAUCACAAAAGCAAUGGAAGCCACAGGUAAUUUGGGAACUUCUGCUUCAAUGUCAUAGAAUCAUAGAGUUGGAAGAGACCGCA